AUGGCUGAAAACCACACGAAGGCUCUGGCUAAGCGAGCAUGCGAUAGAAAAGUUAAGUGCGUCCCAGGAAUCACGGAUUGCAAAAAUUGUAAUUCUGCUGGCCUUUCAUGCACAUACAAUACCAUCCCGCAACAGAAAGGCCCUAGUAAGGGCAGUCGCGGCAAAGUCCUCCGUGAACUUCGCAAAAAUCAGCCCGACGAUCAGCUCGCUGCCGGUCACUCAACCGCUCUCAACUGUGGCGGAUACUCAAAUCCUGCCACACUUGAUCACACUCAAGGGUUGUUGUUACCCCUUGCUCUCAUCAAUAGCUGCAUAGAAUACUUCUUCAGCCAUGUCUACUUCUCAGAGCCCGUCCUGCACCGCGAAAGGGCGCUGGCAGCAGUCUAUUACAUGGAAAGCUUCACUGAAUCGUACUGUAUAAUUGCUGCACUGUGUGCAUACGUCAUAGUUAAGGCCAACUACAACCCACCUACCAACGUGCUCUCUCUAGAGAUGGCUCACAUGUCAAAUUUCGAUAUCGGUCAGAGACUCUUGGAAGAAUCAGUCCGCGAGCGACAAGGCUACGACCACCAGAAGGCCCCCACGCACAUGAGCGUGCUUACCUCGUGGUUUUACAGUGGCUGCUACUUUGGACUGGAGCAAGAGGACAAAGCCUGGAUGUAUCUCCAAGAAGCUAUACGAUACGCGCAAAUUCUGGGUAUGCACAAUGAGGAGACCUAUAAACACGAUUCCUUGGAUGCACCCGAAACACGUGCCCUCUACUGGCUUUUGUUCAUUGCUGAACGAACCUACGCUCUACGCAAACACCGACGUGUCACAUUACAUCCCACCAUAAACCUUCCCCAAUCAGCUGGAAUGACCUUCGGUCCUUUCAUUUCAGUUAGAUUGAACAUCAUGAUCAACAUGUUUCAAAUCAUUGAUAACACUGUUAUCGACUUGCGGCACAAGACAGCGAUAAGUGUGAACGAUGUAUACAUAUUAGAUUUGCAUAAGUGCCUUUCAGAGGCUGUUCCUGCAUCUUUCGAGCGCUACGAGGCGCAAAUCUGUAUCACUCAGCAAUGGCUGAGGUUACAGAUCUGGGAGCUCAGUUUCCGUCACAAGGUUCUAAGUAGCGUCUCCAAAGACGCGCCGCUUACAUUCGAAUACCCGAUCACGAUUGCCCGCGAUCUCCUCGCCAUAUUUAACCAGUUCUCACAACAAUUCAUAGACGUCUAUCGCGUCGACUUGAUCGAAAAAUUGGUCAAAAUAGCCUGUUGUCUGACUGACAUUGACAAAUUUUACUCAACAGAACCGUUUGUUCGAGACGUCCAAUUGGAAUUCUUGAAGCUCAUCUGGAAACUGCGUGGAGGGCAGUCGCUAUAUCAUCAUCUUCUACUGGACGAACUACGCAUUGCCGAGUCGCCCAAGAGCACUUUCUAUAAUACCGCCAGAGAUCCCUAG
Bipolaris maydis ATCC 48331 is the source of this 1440-nucleotide messenger RNA. RefSeq lists its product as uncharacterized. The record is from RefSeq and is a predicted model, not a curated record. Gene Ontology annotation, biological process: regulation of DNA-templated transcription; DNA-templated transcription. Lineage: Eukaryota; Fungi; Ascomycota; Dothideomycetes; Pleosporales; Pleosporaceae. Gene Ontology annotation, molecular function: zinc ion binding; DNA-binding transcription factor activity, RNA polymerase II-specific; DNA binding.